This is a messenger RNA of Pseudophryne corroboree (corroboree frog), 1484 nucleotides long. It is a transcript of the gene TSPAN12, whose product is annotated as tetraspanin 12. The transcript is spliced from 8 exons. The record is from RefSeq and is a predicted model, not a curated record. Gene Ontology annotation, cellular component: plasma membrane. Bases 281 to 1195 code for a protein of 304 amino acids. NCBI's taxonomy places the organism in Eukaryota, Metazoa, Chordata, Amphibia, Anura, Myobatrachidae.
UUUCUCCUGCUAGUCUGAACUUGGCAGAGCACCGAGCAGCUGAGAGCUUUGCAAAACACAGGGGGCUCCUCUGCUACAAGAAGAACGCUGCUGAGAUUCUCCGCUUCAGUUUUUAGAAAUGAGACUUUUACUAUACUGUAUGUGGAUACCUAUAGCAGUUUUGGCAAUGCCCUGAUCCCUCUUCUGUCGAUAUGUCUGCAACGUAAUUGCUUUGAAUCUGGUUGUCCCUGGAGAGGAUGAAGUGGUGAAAGGAUGGGGCUUUCUCCUGCAAGAUUGCACAAUGGCCAGAGAGGACUCUGUGAAGUGCCUGCGUUGCCUGCUCUAUGCCCUCAAUUUACUUUUCUGGCUGAUGUCGAUAUGUGUUUUGGGAGUUUCCGCAUGGAUGAGAGACUACAUAAAUAAUGUACUUAUGCUGACUGCAGAAACAAGGGUGGAAGAAGCUGUUCGUCUCAUCUACUUCCCAGUAUUCCAUCCAGUGAUGGUUGCUGUCUGUUGCUUCCUCAUCAUUGUGGGCAUGCUGGGCUACUGUGGAACAGUGAAGAGCAACCUGCUACUCCUCGCAUGGUAUUUUGGAAGCUUGCUGGUCAUUUUCUGCAUUGAGUUGGCAUGUGGUGUGUGGACAUAUGAACAGGAAAUCACGGCUGUAAUUCAGUGGUCAGAUAUGGUUAAUUUGAAAUCCAGAAUGCCAAACUAUGGGUUACCCAGAUAUCAGUGGCUGACUAAUGCAUGGAACUUCUUUCAAAGAGAGUUCAGGUGCUGUGGAGUGGUGUAUCUGACAGACUGGCUGGAAAUGACAGAGAUGGAUUGGCCCCCGGAUUCGUGUUGUGUGAAAGAGUACCCAGGGUGUUCCAGACAAGCACAUCAUGGGGAUCUCAGUGACCUGUAUCAAGAGGGCUGUAGCAGAAAAAUAUACAGCUUCCUAAGAGGAACUAAACAGCUGCAAGUGUUACGGUUCCUUGGCAUCUCCAUCGGUGUUACCCAGAUCCUGGCUAUGAUUCUCACUAUUACAUUGCUGUGGGCUCUAUACUAUGAUAGGAAGGAUCCGAGACAUGAGCUUGUCAUACCUCUAAGUCAGGAAGCUGCUCAGCAUCAGUGCAAUCCAGUUGAGGUUGUACAAUCAAAUCUCACAAGGACUUCUGAUCAAAGACCUACAGCCAAUGGAUUUAACACAUAUCUGGAAAUGAAUGAGUUGUAAAUGGUUUAAUCUUAUAUGUUUGGAGCAUUUAUUAUUUUUUUAGUUCAUGUUAGAGAUGUCUAUAGUUUGUUUUGGGGAAAAUAUGACUAUGCAGUUUAUUUAUUUAUUCUGAGAAUUUGGAAUUUUAGUACAGGUUGAGUAUCCCAUAUCCAAAUAUUCCGAAAUACGGAAUAUUCCGAAAUACGGACUUUUAGGAGUGAGAGUGAGAUAGUGAAACCUUUGUUUUUUGAUGACUCAAUGUACACAAACUUUGUUUAAUACACAAAGUUAUUAAAAAUAUUGUAUUAAA